AUGGAAGCCUCCAAGGCAGAGAAGCACGAGGCCCAACAGAGGCAAGAGAUUGCUCUUCAGGUGUUGGAACAAGCAGAGAAUAAUGCCAGCGCGGAGAGUUUCACCAAUGCCCAACUCCGGCAUCUCCUCUGUUGGAAGAUGGGCUCAAAGACAAUACCAGGAGCUCUGAAAAACAAGCCUGAGAAGGUAGCCAAAUGGAAGCAACUCAAAAACAAAGAGCCUCCUUCCUUUGAGCCAUGGUCGGAAGCUGAUGAGGAAGAGCUAAUUCAGUUGAAAGAGAAGAUUGAUGGAGACAUUGCCCUCGGUGACACCUCCUACGGCCGGCAGAGGGCCAAUGAAGUUAACAAGGCCAGAAGUCUUCUCCGUGGCCUUUCCAAGGCUGACAAGGAAGCUUUUCUGAAGAGUAUGGAUGAAGAUAAUGGAGACGAUGAUGGAGACGAUGAUGCCAGCAGCGACUCAGAGUGA
Molecule: messenger RNA, 465 nt
Organism: Seminavis robusta
Lineage: Eukaryota; Bacillariophyta; Bacillariophyceae; Naviculales; Naviculaceae
Source: the annotation of a GenBank genome assembly